Messenger RNA from Macroventuria anomochaeta, 1542 nucleotides. Its product is annotated as arginyl-tRNA synthetase. Bases 1 to 1542 code for a protein of 513 amino acids. Gene Ontology annotation, cellular component: mitochondrion; cytoplasm. The transcript has 3 exons. The record is from RefSeq and is a predicted model, not a curated record. Gene Ontology annotation, biological process: mitochondrial translation; arginyl-tRNA aminoacylation. NCBI's taxonomy places the organism in Eukaryota, Fungi, Ascomycota, Dothideomycetes, Pleosporales, Didymellaceae. Gene Ontology annotation, molecular function: ATP binding; arginine-tRNA ligase activity.
AUGACAACUCUCAAUCAGGUUGGGCUAACGCAAUUGCUCGAGAGUCUGUCAAUCUCUGCACCGACCUUGAAGGUUGUCGAUGCCACCAUCUUGAGCAAUCCGCUCGACUUGUGUCGCACAACGCUGGCUGAACUGCUGUCUGGGCUGGUCGACUGCGAUGUUCAGACCGCAUACAAGUCCAUCCAAUGGCCGAAUAACAUCUUCAAUGGCGAUCUCUCAGUGACCGUUCCGAAGCUUUGUCCGGGCCGCAAGCCUGCUGAGUUGUCCUCGCAAUUGGUAGACAAGUUCCAAGGAAAGCACUUGCGCAGUACCAUCAUUGGAGCCUUCGUCAGCCGAUUGUACGAGUUGCUUGGCUGGAAUGUGACGCGCAUCAACUAUCUCGGUGACUGGGGUAAGCCAAUUGCUUUGCUCAAGGUCGGCUGGGACAAGUUCGGCUCAGAAGAUGCUUUUGAGACUGACCCAGUGGGCCAUCUGCUUGACGUCUACCACCGGAUCGAGGACGUCUUCCAGCCUGAACAAGCGGCGAGUAAGAGAGCUCGUGAUGAGGCAGCCAAAGAAGGAAGAGACGAGGGCGAAGCCCAAGUUGAUAUAGAAAGCCAGGGCAUUUUCGCCGAGCGCAACGAGGCGUUCAAGAAGCUUGAGGCAGGGGACGAAUCGAUCGUUUCCUUCUGGAAGCGUGUCCGUGAAGCCAAUAUUGAGAACUACACCAGCUUCUACGAGCGACUCGGUAUCCAAUUCGACGAGUAUUCUGGCGAGUCGAAGGUCUCCCAAGAGGUCAUGACCGAGGUCGAACAGCUGUUGAAAGAGAAGGGCCUCUCCGAGGAAAGCGGCGGAGCGUGGAUCGUACACAUGCAAAAGCUCGGUGCCAAAGCCGGGACUGCCAUCAUUCGGGAUCGUUCAGGUAGCAGCACGUAUCUCUUGCGAGAUCUUGCUGCUGUACUGGAGCGCUCGAGGAAGUAUGCGUUCGACAAGAUGGUCUACGUUGUGGCCAACGACAACAGUGUUCACUUUACGCAGCUUUUCAGGAUUUUGGAGGCAUUGGACAUGAAAGACCUUGCCAACAGACUGCAACAUGUCCGUUUCAGUGAAGUGUCGAAGAUGUCGGCGGUUUUAGGAAAGGGCUACAAGCCACAGGCUAUCCUCGACACCAGCGAAGCAGCGAUCAAGGGCCUAUCAGAGGUCGAUGUGGAAAAAGCUGCCUUUGGACAUACUGCGAGCGGUGAAUUAGCCGAUGAUCAGUUCGAAUCGCUGGCAGAUGAAGACCAAGCCAAUCUCCUGCGCGUACUUGCCCAGUACCCCGAGGUUGUGGAUGCCACCUUCCAUUCCCUCGAGCCAGCUGGCAUCGUUACGUACUUGACAGCAAUUACUGAGCAGCUGUCCGAGUGCUUGGGAGAGGAAGUCGAUGAGAGUGAUAUUUCCUCGGGGCUUGUUGCCUUGCUGGAAGCCACCAGGAUCGUGUUGCUGAAUGGCAUGAAGGUGCUUGGAGUUGUACCCAUUCCAGAUCUGCCUCAGGAACGGGCAGAUACACCUAUCGCUGAUUGA